This is a messenger RNA of Anolis carolinensis (green anole), 3064 nucleotides long. RefSeq names its product beta-1,4-galactosyltransferase 4 (gene b4galt4). The transcript is spliced from 10 exons. Gene Ontology annotation, cellular component: Golgi apparatus. The record is from RefSeq and is a predicted model, not a curated record. Bases 932 to 1996 code for a protein of 354 amino acids. Gene Ontology annotation, biological process: carbohydrate metabolic process. NCBI's taxonomy places the organism in Eukaryota, Metazoa, Chordata, Lepidosauria, Squamata, Anolidae. Gene Ontology annotation, molecular function: galactosyltransferase activity.
CUCCGUUGCUACGGCAACGCAGAGCGGGGAAGCUCGGUGACGUUCUAUCCGGCCGGGAGGAGACUCUAUGGUGCUGAGAGGCUGCCGUUCCGUCCUCAUCUCAGGAGUAACAGGAGGCUAAGGGCUUCGUCGGCUGAGGCGUCAAGGCAGGUUGGCAGAAGCUGGAGCUAACAGCGGGCGCUCACUCCACUCCCCGGAUUCGAACCUGUGACCUUUCGGUCUGCAAGUUCAGUUCAGCGCUUUAACACACUGCACCACUGGGGCCUCAAUGAUUUUUGUUGCCAUGCUGGAUUACUGUAAUGGCUUCCACUGAUCCCAAGCACUAUCACCAAGUGUGUGGACUCCCUCAACUUUUACCUGGAGUAGGUUGUCAGAGUGACCAAGUUCAUUUCAGUCAUAUGAUCCAACCUGAUACUAAAUUGAAGUGGGAGCAGAUAUAUCCUGAUUUCCUGACUCUUGCAUCAGAAAACUAAUACACAUACUGCUUUCUUAUUGUCAGGACAAAGGGAUAAUAAAAAAUGUCACAUUCAAGUUAUUGAAUGACGGCUGAAGUGGUUCGUGCAGUUUUGAGUCGACUCCUCCUUCUGGAUCUGUGAGAGGCAACAGAGAGCCCUUUAUGGUGUGGGAUUUCACUACUGAAAAGUGCCCCUGCUACUUGGCACAGGAGCUGUCUUUGCUGCGGGAAGAACAAAACAGCUUCACCACAGGAAGGAAAGCAGAGGCAGGAUCAAGUCUCCUCUUGUAAUGUCCACCUUCAACUCCUUGCUGAGCUAGAAAGACAUGCAUUCAAAAGCCCGAGGGCACUUGUCAGAAUGCAGCACCACAUCACUUCUUGUUUCUUGUUGACUUUCCUGCUUUCCUUGAAGUGUGCUGCAACAAGGAUACAUCAAGGGCAGUGUCAAGGGAGAAGCUCAUAAGCCAGUGAAGGGCCAUGGGCUUGAGCUAUGGCAAGCUUCAAGUCUCCUACAAGCUCAAACUCUUGAUGCUCUUCAGUUUGUGUAUCUUGCUGGUGGGUUGGGUCACUUCUUCUUAUCUAUUGUAUGCUGUCCAUGAGAAUCCAAAGACAAAAAGCUUAUUACGAAAUGACAGAAAAGCAACCACUGCUGCAGGGGAGCAAAACGGAAACUCAGACAGGGAUACCAUGUCUACUGUGAAACUGCCCAAUAUGAUGAUGCCUCCUUGUCCCUCCCAGUCUCCCUAUCUGCGAGGCCCCAGCAAGCUUACAUUCAAAGCAUCUCUCACCCUAGAAGAGGUGCAAAAAGAAAAUCCUCAGGUCACAAAAGGACGCUUUCAUCCCAAAGACUGCUUAGCUCUGCAACGAGUUGCUAUAUUGAUUCCGCACCGCAGUCGUGAGAAGCAUCUAUUGUACCUGCUGGAGCACCUUCACCCUUUUUUGCAGCGGCAACAGCUGGACUAUGGCAUAUAUGUCAUCCACCAGGCUGGCAAUGCUAAGUUCAACAGGGCAAAACUGCUGAAUGUAGGAUACCUAGAAGCCCUGAAGGAAGAGAACUGGGAUUGCUUCAUCUUCCACGAUGUUGACCUGGUGCCAGAGAAUGACUUCAACAUAUAUGUGUGUGGUAGUCAGCCAAAGCACUUAGUAGUGGGCAGAAACAGCACAGGCUACAGGUUGCGUUACCAAGGAUACUUUGGGGGUGUAACUGCUCUAACAAGGGAGCAAUUCUCAAAGGUGAAUGGAUUUUCUAACAACUACUGGGGCUGGGGAGGAGAGGACGAUGACCUCCGGAUCAGGGUUGAAAUGCAGAAAAUGAAGGUUAUCAGGCCUUCUCCCAGUGUAGCCAAGUACACAAUGAUCUUUCAUACAAGAGACCGAGGGAAUGAGGCAAAUGGACAGAGGAUGAAUCUUUUGCGUCAGGUAUCUAGAGUAUGGAAAAUGGAUGGCCUCAACUCCUGCUCUUAUAACCUGCUCUCUAUGGAGUACAACCCUUUGUAUACCAACAUUACAGUGGAUUUUGGCAGGCCAACGAAGAUUUCAUAACCAUCUCUUUUGUGCCUAAUGGGUUUUGUUGGAAAGAUUGGGAAGGGGCGUCUUCUAGCAUUAGGGCAACUGGACAUCCUUGUUUUGGAUUAUUCCCCAGCAGCAAAUACAUGGGGUGGUAGUGGGGGGGGGGGGGGGAGAGAAAUAAUAACAUUUUUAAUCCCUGGUAAUUUUGAUAGCUAUUCUCUGAGGAUAGCACUGGUCUUUUCAUGAUUGAGUUUAACUGGGGGGACAUUUGUAUCGGUCAGAUUUUUUUUGAUAAAAACAAUUCUUUUUUUCAGAGAGGAAUUCGUCCCUCCCCUCCAUCUGAAAGCUAUCUUUUUUAUAGUUGACAUUGAAUCUCCACCUUUUUGAAGUGGAAAGAGGGAUUUAUACAAACAGCACUGCCACACUUUUUCAAACGUGCAAAGAUGAGACAAGGGCUUUUUCAUUCAACAGAAUGAAUUCAAUUUUCCUACAUUUUAUACAAAAUAGGCUAACAAUGUUGACAAUGGCAGGUUCUUACACGAAUCGGUGAUCAUCAUAAGCAAUAUCUGAGAGAACGGUAUAUAGUACUUCCCUGUAAGAACAGAUGCAGUGAGAACGAGAGAAAGCAGAAAACUCACUAGAAUGUAGCAGGUCUCACCAAAGAGGAGUCUGUUGUCUUAGUUAAGCUUUCCAAUUAGUGUGUCAGUUUAAGAAUAUGUCAGAAGCCUAUUUUAUUCGUCAGCUAGUUUGUAAUAAUGGCAGCUGCAAAGUUGUUUUUUUGUAUUUAAGAAGGAUGGCAAAUGAAUACAGAAUUAACAACAGGUAGGCAUUUGAAACUCCCUGCAUGAUAGGCACACUGUUCCGAUGCAGAAUUGCCUAGAAACACAGCAAGUGUCUUGUGGAGGAAAGGACUUCUGGGGGCCUUUAAUUAACCCUGCAUUUUCUAUGUAAAAGUAUAGCAGGUUUUAUUGGGAGGAGUGAAACAUCACAACUGCUACAAGGACUUCAACAGUGAUAUUUCUGUUAGAAGAAAAUCAAUCUUUGUUUACCAGUUCUAUUUUUUAAAAAGAAAUAAAAACUAAUUGGAAUCAUUAAAGAAAA